Molecule: messenger RNA, 1143 nt
Organism: Miscanthus lutarioriparius
Lineage: Eukaryota; Viridiplantae; Streptophyta; Magnoliopsida; Poales; Poaceae
Source: the annotation of a GenBank genome assembly
AUGGCCACGGCACAAGUACUGUUCCAUCGCUUUUACUGCAAGAAAUCAUUUGUUCGAUUCAGUGCAAAAAGAGUUGCUGCUAGCUGUGUUUGGCUGGCAGGGAAGUUGGAGGAGAGUCCCAGGAAAUCAAAGCAUAUUAUAUUUGUCUUCCACAGAAUGGAAUGUAGGAGAGAAAACUUGCCAAUUGAAUUCUUAGAUGUUCAUUCAAAGAAAUAUACAGAACUGAGGCAUGACCUGAUACGGACAGAACGACAUCUGUUGAAGGAGAUGGGGUUUAUUUGCCAUGUCGAGCACCCCCAUAAGUUCAUAUCAAACUACCUUGCAACACUCGAAGUCCCUCCGGAGCUUACUCAAGAGGCAUGGAACCUUGCCAAUGAUAGCUUAAGGACAACUCUGUGUGUGCGAUUUAAGAGUGAAGUAGUAGCAUGUGGAGUUGUGUAUGCUGCAGCUAGGAGACACCGUGUUCCCCUUCCUGAAGAUCCUCCAUGGUGGACUGUCUUUGAUGCUGAUGAAGCAGGAAUUCAGGAAGUUUGCAGGGUUCUUGCUCACCUCUACAGCUUGCCCAAGUCUCAAUACAUUCCAGUGUAUAAAGACAAUGAUUCCUUUACUGUUAGGAGAAUCUCUGAUCCACAGGCUUCAAAGGAAAGUCUAGCAACUGCAGUUGCUAGCGAUAAGGGUACCCCUAUACCCUCAGGUUCUAGCCAGGAGAAGGAUUCAGUGACUAAGACUAUACCAAACAAGGUGAAGGAAAAAAGUGAUGACGAAGGUAAACCAUUGUCCGCUGAACUUGAUGGAAAAGAAAACCAGGUGGCGAACUCGAAAAAUGAGAAGUCUGAUUCUGGUGUUGACCGGAGUCGGGAAAGAGAAAGAGAGAGAUCAAGAGGGCGGGAACAUGAUGCCCGGGGUAGGGAUUCUGAUCGUGAUAGCAGGGGUCGUGACAAUGAUCGCCAGAGGGACCGGAGACGUCGCUCUAGGGAAAGAAGUUCAGGACACUCAGACAAGGAGAAAUCAAGGCGCCAUUCAUCACGAGUUCGCAUUCAUCUCGUGAAAAAGAUCGGCACAGGCACCAUUGAUCAAGGUGAGGAGGAUCCUGGUCUGCAGGGCUUCGCUGCAUGGAGACCACCACUUGGCAGUGCCGACUGA